AUGUUUAUAUUUGCAGCAAAAAGGCAUCUGCAUUCAGAGGAUGUGAUUCGGCUACAUGAAUUCCAGCAAAGAAAAGUAGCUGUUGCUCAUCAGAUAUAUGGAGACAAAGAUCACUAUUUUCAGACCCUGGAUAAAAGGCUGCAGAGGAAUGAGCUUGUCCUUAAAGAUGAAUUAAAACUGGUCUUGCAUUUAUGCCAGACCCCAGAAGAUGUAGAAGUAGCCAAGAAUGCCAUUUACAGGUACCAUGAGGAAAAUGUAAAUGUGGCGUUUGGAGAGUUUAAGUUCGGACCCCUCUUUAUGAGGUUGUGUUAUGAGUUAGGACUGGAAGAGACUGCAGCAGAGCUGGUGAAAGACAAGGCUCUGAAAGGAUUCUUUUCAGAUUAAACUUCCUUCAACAUUGUCAUGGACAUGUUGUUCAUAAAAGGAUAUUAUGACAGUAAGCAAUCAAUAAGACUAUUGAAUAGCAGUUUUACCCAUUCCAGUUUGGAGAACACUGCAGAGUCCUACAGAAUCUGCACUCUAAUACUGGAGGAGACCCAGAGUAAAGGAAAGCACGUUCCUCGACAUGCCUUCUUCUUUGCAAUUGCUCUUGCACUUAAACAGGAGGACAUUGAGAGAGCCCGCUCACUCUAUUUGCAGAUUAUGAACACCGAAAGCAAAAUUUGCCUAAAUCUUAAAGUUUUACUACUGGGCUUGUCAGGGGCUCUGAAGGACCUUCUGUCCUUUCUGGAGUCAUCGAUAGUGGCAGACACUCCUGCAUUCGUCAAGAAGCCAGCCUUUUCUCAAGAGGUGCUUGAGAUGGUCCGAGAGAAGAUGGAGGACAGCAGUCACCUGCACAGUCGAUUAGAGGACAUCUCUGCUAAGCUGCGUCUGUCCGGUCAGGUCACUGAUGUGACUCUGGAUAUAAUGCUGUGUCAUACUCCUAAUGCGAAGAAGAAACAUGCGGCUUUGCUGGAUCAGAGGAGAAUCAGCCGAAGGACAUUCAGACCCCUGCAGUCAGCACUUCUGAUUGAGUAGCUGCAUGAAGCCCCCACCUUGAGACCCUGCGCUGACCACGCGUUUCAAUCCAUUUCACAAGUGAGAGCAGACUCGCCAAACUGCUUUAAGUAGAAACUCAGGAAUAAACUUUGUAGGAAUGUGUUUCAAGAGCCCUCAAUGUUCUUGGGUUGUUUAUUUUGUUGUUUUUGUUUGUUUGCUUUCAUCCCGGAGCGAAGCAGUAAUAAUGCCGCGUUCAGGUAGGAUUACGGAAGUGACGUGUCUUAAGGGUUAGUCUGGGAAUGCAGAGGAAUCCCUCUGGAAAUGGCUGAUGAGGAGUCUUAUAAAAUAAUAGUUAACACUACAAAUGAAGGGAUUAUUGACCAUCAUAUUCCUUCAACUUGAAUCCAUUUCAGAAUGACUGGUCUUUUUGGAAAAAUGAUUAUGUUGGUUGAAUCGAAGACGUAAGCAUGAAGUUAAUGGGUCAAAAUUAAAAUUUCCUGUACCUGGAUAUAUAAUGGUCUCCUGUUGUCUCAUAGGGGGGAUAGACAAGGUUAACUAUUGUUAAUUUCUUUAUUCACCACAAAACCCAAGCAUGCAUUUUCCCAUCAACGCAUCCCUUUACAAUGUUGGUUAUGGGUUUCACUUCAUUAUCACAUAGGACACAAUUACCUAAUUUGGCAGCAGCCUGUAUGUCGCUGUACGUUUUUUAAAUGUGUGGGAGACAUCCUCUGAAGUUUUGAGGCUACUGCCAAGGCCAACAAACAGAAAGAGGAGGAAAUGAGAACUUCUUCUUUGUGUUCUUAGUUUCAUCCUUGUUAUUGGCUUUCCACGCCAGUGACAGAAACAGAGAAACAGAGAUGAUGCACGUGUGAAGAGAAACGGCAGCACCGAACACUCAUCUGUUAAUGCUACCUUUACCGAUCGAUGGAGAACUCAAAACAAAAAAGGGGAAGACAGUAGGGCUUUGUGGCUGGGAGUUGUGGUCAUCCUAUUUUAACAACAACUACAUUAAAGAUCACUUGGUAGCAAGUAUUAUAUGGAGCUACACAUGUACAAAUAUCACUCAAAAAACGGUGGCAAUAAGUUGACUAUCUUUAAAACAGAAAGUGUUAAUGCAGCAGCCUGUUCUGCAGUGGAACACAAACAGCCAAUCAGUACAGUCGGCUGCCGUACACAUUGUAAUAAUCAAACCAUAAGAAAGCUGUGUAAGGUUUUAUAUCAAUUGUAAUAGUGUUAUACCCCGUUAAAUGGCAGAGAAGUGAGGAGUCAUUGAGGCUGUCUCCUCGCAGCAAAAGGCACCUGCAUAUCUGAAGAGUCAGGUUGACAGACUGGUUCUUUUCUGGGUCAAAGAGCCCUUGUGAUCUUGGGUGGAUGACCCCUUUUUACAAAUUGUUGUUUCUACUUUAAAAGUGGAUUUUGAGCACAGGUGUGAACUACAAUCAACCCAACUGAAACUGGUGCUCACACACAGCUUCAGCUAAAGGGGUCGUCACGGGGCUGGGAGUUUUGAACCCUGCUACCUGUAGGUUUUGACCUGCGGUAUUUGUUGUUCAAGAUUGUACCUGCAGCUUCUGCAUGUGAUUGCAUUCUGUACUGUCUUUUGA
This is a messenger RNA of Polyodon spathula (Mississippi paddlefish), 2582 nucleotides long. Its product is annotated as pentatricopeptide repeat-containing protein 2, mitochondrial-like. Gene Ontology annotation, molecular function: RNA binding. The transcript has 9 exons. Gene Ontology annotation, cellular component: mitochondrion. The record is from RefSeq and is a predicted model, not a curated record. Gene Ontology annotation, biological process: regulation of mRNA processing; mitochondrion organization; multicellular organism development. Lineage: Eukaryota; Metazoa; Chordata; Actinopteri; Acipenseriformes; Polyodontidae.